This is a messenger RNA of Neoarius graeffei (lesser salmon catfish), 5442 nucleotides long. RefSeq names its product heme oxygenase 2b (gene hmox2b). NCBI's taxonomy places the organism in Eukaryota, Metazoa, Chordata, Actinopteri, Siluriformes, Ariidae. Bases 146 to 1102 code for a protein of 318 amino acids. The transcript is spliced from 6 exons. Gene Ontology annotation, molecular function: heme binding; heme oxygenase (decyclizing) activity. Gene Ontology annotation, biological process: response to oxidative stress; heme catabolic process; heme oxidation. The record is from RefSeq and is a predicted model, not a curated record.
UAGUGUUUGUUUAAUAAGCCUGAAUAUUGUGAUUCUAAACAACAGCGAAGGCUGCUGAGGGACGGACGCGAUUGUUUGUAGCUGGCCUAGCUACAGGAAGAUAACUAGUGAAAAGCAGCCAGAUAGCAGAGACGGAGGCUGAAACAUGUCUGGAGUCAAGACAGAAGAUUCAGCCAAUAGACUGAGCAUGUUGAAUGGUGGAGGACUCGUAUACGAGGAUAAAGAUGAUGAUGACAGUUGCAGACCUGAAGACCUCUCUGAGCUGCUGGCUGCAGGAACAAAAGAAGUUCAUGAGCAAGCUGAAAACACACAGUUUGUUAAAGACUUCCUUCAUGGAUGCAUACGCAAGGAGCUCUUUAAGCUCGGAGCUGUGGCACUCUACUACACCUAUUCGGCCAUGGAGGAAGAGAUUGAGAAAAACAAGGAUCACCCCCAAUUUGCACCUCUUUACUUCCCCAACGAGCUUCACCGGCAUGAGGCCUUGGCUCGGGAUCUCGAGUACUUCUAUGGCGAGGACUGGCAAGAUCAGAUCAGCUGCUCUCCCGCUACUCAGCGCUACGUAGAGCGUAUUCAUGAAAUCGGUAGUGAAGACCCUGCGUUGCUGGUGGCUCACGCGUACACACGCUAUAUGGGCGAUCUCUCAGGGGGCCAGGUGUUGAAGAAAGUGGCCCAGCGUGCCCUCAAGCUGCCCCCGACAGGAGAAGGAGUCUUUUUCUAUCAGUUUGACAGCAUCCACAGCAACAAAGCGUUCAAGCAGCUGUACCGCAGCCGAAUGAAUGAGCUGGAGCUCGACACCAUCACCAAGGACAGGAUUGUUCAGGAGGCUGUGCGGGCUUUUCAGUUUAACAUGGAGGUUUUCCAAGAACUGGAAGAAAUAGGGAAGACGAUUGACGAAGAUGUUCUGGAUGGAGGUCCCAUCCAUGGUCACAUGCAAGGAGACAUCAGCAAAUGUCCUUACUAUGCUGCCAAAAUGGCUGCCAGUGGAGGAUCUGCAUAUGCUUAUCAAAUGGCUGCAGCAUUCCUGAGAAACCCCACAGGCCAAGUGCUGCUUGCUGCAUGGAUCGCUGCUCUUGCCGGAGUGGUUGCCUGGUACCUCAUAUGAUCCAUUCGUGUAUCCAUGGAACUGUAGAAUUUCCUACUGAUGUAGGAACACCUCCCCCUUACCCGUAUCCUAAUGUUAAGAGAAAUGCUAAAGCUGUUCUUAGACGAGCAUGAAAGAGGAACUUCCACCACCAAGCUCAGAAGAGAAGGAUGACUGUUUGGAUCUAAUGGACAAGUACACGUUCUUUCCAGUCGUCUUCUACCUGGGAAACGUUGUGUCCCACUCGCCUUUCAGUUAGUGAGUGAAAGUGGUGAGAUUUUUACUCACAUAUUUUCACAAUGCAUCACGCAUUGCAUAUAGAGAACUGUUAAUUCUGAUGCUAUUAUUAUAAUAUCUGCUUUGUGGUUUGUUAAAUUCAGUUCAGAAGUUGAAGUUAAUUUUCGAGCACAUUUAUACCCUGGCCCAAAUGGCAUGCUUGUGGUCCUGGUUUCUGCAUGCCUAUGAGAUUUGUGAGGUUGCAGGGUGCCCAUUGCUUAUUUUCAAAAAGUCUUCAGAUGGCAGCUGAGCAUGAGUGCUCUCUAUACAUCCUUUCAAUGAUCGCCGCAUGAUUUGUUAGCAUCAGCGAGCUAACUAUCAUUGCUUGCUCUCUAGAUUAAUUAUCACCAGUAAAGAUUAAAUUAAGAUUGGUUUAACUCUCGUAAACUUCAAAAGAGGAGCUGUUUGCGCAUCAAGGUUUAUGCAUCCCCAGUUAAAGUAUGACCACACAUGGCAUACUGGUGAAUAUCCCAAUAUUAGCCAUGUUAUUUUUUUGUAGUUACAUUGGAAUAUUGUCAGUGAAAUGUUUUAGAUUGAGUAUGUUGUAAAUCUGUAUAUAGUUUUCACGCACUACGCAGUGAUCACUGAAACACUCAUGGUAGCAGCCAGAAGAAUUGUGUGUGAAACGUGUGCGGGUGGUUGAGGGGGGGAACCCCAACAAAACCAGCAAAAAAAAAAAAAUAGUGUGAAAGCACACUUGGACUCUGACAAAGCAAUGAUUUCUUCCUCACAGCUCCCUGCAGUUACAGUAUACUCAAGGACCAGUCACAGGGGAUGGAUGGGAAACAAGCAGAUGAGAGAGACAGUAAAACUAAUAAAUUUCAAGUUCUGAAAUGGAGUCAUUAGGUGAAUUGUCAUUAAGCAGAAUUAGGGUUAUAAUAUGGGCAAACAAAUUCCCUAAAAUGAUUAAUGGAUAUAAUCAAGUACUUAAUUUAUACACCGAUCAGAAAUAAAGGGAAUUACAUUGAUUAUGUUGUUACAGUGGGACCUGUCAAGGGGUGGGAUAUAUUAGGCAGCAAGAGAACAGUCAGUUCUUGAAGUUGAUGUGUUGGAGACAGGAAAAGUGGGCAAGUGUAAGGAUCUGAACGACUUUGACAAGGGCCAAAUUGUGAUGGCAAGAUGACUGGGCCUGAACAUCUCAAAUGGCACAUCUUGUGGGGUGUUCCUGGUUAGUACCAACCAAAGGUGAUCCAAAGAAGGACAACCGGUGAACCAGCGACAGGGUCAUGGGUGGCCAAGGCUUGCUGAUUUACAUGGGAAACGAAGACUAGCCCAUAUGGUCCAAUCCCACAGAAGAGCUGCUGUAGCACAAACUGCUGAAAAAAUUAAUGCUGGCUAAAAUAGAAAGGUGUCAGCAUUAACUUUUUCAGCCAUUUGUGCGACAGUAGCCCUUCUGUGGGAUUGGACUAUAUGGGCUAGCCUUCGACACCCAUGACCCUGUCACUGAUUCACUGGUUGUCCUUCCUUGGACCACUUUUGGUAGGUACUAACCCCUGCAUACUGGGAACACCCCACAAGAUGUGCCAUUUUGGAGAUGCUCAGACCCAGUCAUCCAGCUGUCACAAUUUGGCCCUUGUCACUUGCCCAUUUUUCCUGCUUCCAACACAUCAACUUCAAGAACUGACCUAUUCUCUUGCUGCCUAAUAUAGCCCACCCCUUGACAGGUGCCACUGUAAUGAGAUAAUCAAAGCUAUUCACUUCACCGGUCAGUGGUUUAAAUUUUAUGGCUGACGGGUGUAUAUUUACCAAAUUAACGUCUGUGGCAGGAAUCUUCAGUCUAAUUCACAAAACACUGCAGGAUUUAAUUCCAGCGAAAACUGAGAUGUACUUGAUAACUGAAUAAACAUGAAAUGGGUGGUGCCUGCUUGGCUGAAAUGAAAACCUGCAGCUACACCGGUCUUUUGUAGAUAAGAGUGAAGAUGUCUGAUCUAUAGCCUACAUAGCCAUGAUUUUUUUUUUCCCCCAAGAGCUCCUGCAUGCAGACAACUGAUUUGUCAGCAUGAUCAAAGUGGAUGUUUUUUUUUUCUCUUCUUUUUGCACCUCAACAACCUCAUCACACUUAAACGAGGACCACAGGGAUGAGGGCACCAUUUGGGACAGGGCCUGUUUUACUGAGUAUUCUGAAUAUUGCACAUUUUGAAUUUUUUUUUGCUUGCUGAACAACGGUCUAUUUUUCAUAUCACAAAUCUUUGAAGUGAAAACUGCUGUUAUGCAUGAAACAGACAACAGCAUAUAUGCAGGGCAGACUACUGUGUGCUUAACAACUAUUUCCCACUGUUUUAAUGACAACGUUGGUGUUGCAGUAUGUUAUUCUGAGUUUGUAUACUGAACAUCUUUUAAGUGACCAAAAUAUAAUCUAGGCGUUCAAACACUGCUAUUACCAAAUCAGUUCUUGAUGCAGUAGGCAGUUCAAUAUAUACUAGUGUCACAUGAUUACUUUUUGCAACAGUUUGAGCUGUUGGUGCCGCACUGUAAGCGUUGCUGAUGGUAAUAGCUUUUGACAAGAAUUGAAAAAGUAUAUACUGUAUAAUAUUUGUAAAAUGCUUUUUCUUCCUAAGCUGAUAAAGUAUUACUGUAUCUACAUUGUCUGCUGUGAUUUGAAGUGCUGAUUUAUCAAUAGUAAGUUUUAUGUUGGGUAAUGCACCAUCUACUGUCUAGAUGUUCAAAUGCAAUUUAAAAAUAUUCUAGAGUGUGAUGGUUUUGUGGUAUUUUCCUUCAGCUAUUUACUUGAAUGUUACUCAGCUAAUCAUGGCAUAUAAAUCUAAUACUGAUUAACAGUUUCAGCACUGUGCUGGUGCAGUAUUAGUGUUUGGACUUGUUUGUGCAAUGCAGUUACAUUUUGCUCGUCUGUAAUGAAGUUAAAAUUAUAACAGUAUUCUUUUACCAAACUGGCCUUUUUUCAUUCAACUUGCAACAACAGUAGGCAGCUGUGACGCACCAAUUCAGAAGCACUUGAAUCAGUAGGAAGUAACGUAAAGAAAAGCUUAAAAGCACUCAUUAAGCUUCAUGACAAUGAAUAAGUCUGCAUCUUAGAGCGUUUCUGCAUUAUGAAGCUGAUGUAAUCAGUCAGGAUUUAACUGAAUAGUGCAGUAGUAUAUUUGCACAAAGCAGUUUGCUGAUGGUUUGAAUACUGGAGCUAUUUGACUGUCCUACACUUUUCUUUUUACGCAUGUAUCUGUUAAUGAAGUGAAAGUCUACACAAACUGUGUGUGUAAUAUAUACACACAUUCAGUAGCUUUGUUUCCUGGAAUGAGCAUGGCUUUUACAGUUUGGUCUGGUCUCCUGAUAAAAUGUAUACUAGUGUGAAAUUUGCUGUAUUGACACCAAACUGGGAGUCUGGUUCUUCAGCUUUCCUGGAUCUAAAUAACCAUCAUGUUGGAUCAUUUUUCCUGUCAUUUAAGUGCUAUAAUAUAUAAUUUGGCUUAUUUUAGCAGAUGUUGAACAUAACCAUGAGAUCCCAUUGUCUAAUGGUUAGAGAAGCAGCUUUGAGACCAAAUGGUUUAAUUCCCUAGACCAGCAUGAAUGGCUAAAGCGCACUUGAGCAAGUCACCUAACCCCCGACUGCUCCCUGCUGUUGUACGUCACUCUGGAUAAGUGUGUCUGCUAAAUGCCUGUAAUGUAAUAACACCAUUAUGGUCGUGCUUACCACAUUCACUCCAAUAGCAGCUUGCAGGUCCUGAAAAGUUAGUGACUUUUCAAGAGAGGCUUUACAAACUGCAGUUGGCUUUUGAGAAAUACAAUUGUUCCAUAAAACACAGUUAUGUAAAGGUGUAUGUUAACAGAUGCCACUGACAGGUUGAGCAAACUUUUUAAAUCAGUAUUUGAUUUAAACAAAUUUUAAAUACACAUACAAGCAGCUUGUAGUACCAAAAUGAGAGUCCACAGACUUAUUUAUUCAUUCACUUCUACAUAUUGCACCUUAAUGGGGGUUAUAUUAUAGGGGAACAGUUUAACAGUAUAAUUAGCUUAGGAUUAGUAAACGUUUUUGCUGAUAAUUCAAUCUGUAUGCAAAGUGUUUUUUGUUUUUGAAUUACUGACUGUGCCUAGUUGAACCUAUUAGACUAAUAAAAUCUUAAUCCAACACA